This is a messenger RNA of Cannabis sativa, 2155 nucleotides long. RefSeq names its product serine/threonine-protein kinase STY46. The transcript is spliced from 16 exons. The record is from RefSeq and is a predicted model, not a curated record. Gene Ontology annotation, biological process: protein phosphorylation. Bases 233 to 1903 code for a protein of 556 amino acids. Gene Ontology annotation, molecular function: ATP binding; protein kinase activity. NCBI's taxonomy places the organism in Eukaryota, Viridiplantae, Streptophyta, Magnoliopsida, Rosales, Cannabaceae.
GAGAGAGAGACUGAGCCAAAACUAGAACAGAAAGCGGAAAGAGAAACAGUCUUUCUUUUCUUUUCUCUCUCUACUUUCUUCCCUCUUUCAUGCAAAAUUUCUCUUCUCGUAACAACAUUUUCUCUUCUCCCAAACAGACCCUCUCGAGGUAUUUUCCAUUUCUUUUUAUAGUUUUAAUUAUUUUUUUGUUUUAAAAAUAGAGAAUCUUUGUGAUGUUGUGUGAGGAUUGAUCAUGGGAGACACAGAGAGUUGUAGUAGCAGAGCCGCUGAUUUUUCGUUGACUCAAAAUCGACAGCACAAACAGAAAGUUCAUACUUACAAUGAAGUUCUUCAUCGACUCAUGGACUUAAACGUGGCUGAGUCAACGAUUCCUGGUUUCGAGGAUGAACUCUGGGCUCAUUUUUAUCGUCUCCCUGCUGGGUAUGCACUGGAUGUCAAUGCGGAGAGGGCACAAGAUGUUCUUAUGCACAAAAAAUUACUCCAGUUGGCCCAUGACCCUGCUACUAGACCUGCAUUUGAAGUCCGUCCUGUCCUGGUUCAUUUGGCUUCUGAUCUAGGUGCACAAAGAAUAGUGGAAACGCCAUGGUCUUAUGCAAGAAAACAGAGCAUUCAACCUCAACAAGCCUUUGAUUUGUCACCUGACCUAAGACUUGCUUUUGAAGCCAACCAAUUCUCCAUUCAAAAGUUGGAUCAUACUAUGAAUUCUCGGCCAAUGCAUGAGAUUACAAUUUCCACAAAUGACAAACCGAAACUUUUUUGUCAGUUGACAUCUUUACUGUCUGAAGUUGGGUUGAACAUUCAAGAAGCACAUGCCUUUUCGACUAUAGAUGGCUACUCUUUGGAUGUUUUUCUUGUUGAUGGUUGGGCACUUGAGGAAACUGAGCAGCUUAAAGUUACACUAGCAAAGAAAAUACCAAGGAUUGAGCAUCCCAGGUUGAAUCAGUUUAUUUCUCCUGCUGGACAGCCAGAGACUGGAAUGAAGCUGAUAUUCAAUCAUGCCGAGAUCUGUAAUGAUGGAUCUGAAGUCAGGGAUUUGGAUCUACGCUUGUUAAAAUUUGAAAAGAAAAUUGCAACUGGAUCAUAUAGCGAUUUGUACAAAGGUACUUUCUAUAAUCAAGAUGUGGCUAUAAAAGUUUUUAGGACUGAACACCUUAACGAAACUAUUCAGAGGGAAUUUGCACAAGAAGUUGAUAUCAUGAGGAAAGUUCAGCACAAGAAUGUAGUCAAAUUUAUUGGGGCGAGCACCAAACCUCCAAGCCUGUGCAUCAUAACUGAAUUUAUGUCUGGUGGAAGCUUAUAUGACUUUCUGAAACAAAGUGGUGUUUUGCCACUUCAGUUCUUGCUCAGAGUGGCAAUUGAUGUUUCCAAUGGAAUGAAUUACUUGCACCAAAAUAAUAUAAUUCACAGAGACCUCAAAGCUGCUAAUCUUUUGAUGGAUGAAAAUGGAGUUGUUAAGGUUUCAGAUUUCGGUGUUGCUAGAGUGCAACCUGAGUCUGGCGUGAUGACUGCAGAAACAGGAACAUACCGUUGGAUGGCUCCUGAGGUCAUUGAACAUAGACCCUAUGAUCAGAAAGCUGAUGUUUUUAGCUUUGGGAUCAUGCUAUGGGAGCUACUAACAGGGAAGCUUCCUUACGAGAACUUAACCCCAUUACAAGCUGCGGUUGGCGUGGUUCACAAGGGCCUAAGGCCUACAAUUCACGAGCAUACUGAUCCAAUAUUAGUGGAACUCAUGGAAAGCUGCUGGCAGAAGGAACCAUCUUUAAGACCUCCAUUCUCAGAGAUUCUUGAGAUUUUGCAGUGCAUUUCCAAUAGGAUUAGUGAUCCGAGGGUAUGCAAGCAGAAGGAGAAGGCAUCACCUAUAAUCCCAGCUUUUAUGCAUGGUCGAGGGCCAAGUACCAAAUGAAGUAGGUUUCUGUAAUUACUUUCUUGUAAAAAUUUGCCUAGUAAAUUAGUCUAUCUUCUCUUGCAUUAACCCAUCGGGAAGUUGCUACUAUGUCCCCAAAAUUACACAAAUGUUGAGGACACAUAUGGUGUUAGGCACUAAUACCACAUCUAAUAUAAAGUAUUUACUAUGUGGUCUUUGUAACUUAAGAUUGAUCUGUAUUUGUGUGUGGUAUCUAACAACUCACGUCUUAUAAAAAUAUUAGUUCAAGUA